Olea europaea var. sylvestris is the source of this 1245-nucleotide messenger RNA. Its product is annotated as ADP-ribosylation factor-like protein 2. The transcript is spliced from 6 exons. Lineage: Eukaryota; Viridiplantae; Streptophyta; Magnoliopsida; Lamiales; Oleaceae. Gene Ontology annotation, molecular function: GTPase activity; GTP binding. Gene Ontology annotation, cellular component: cytoplasm; microtubule cytoskeleton. Bases 241 to 885 code for a protein of 214 amino acids. The record is from RefSeq and is a predicted model, not a curated record. Gene Ontology annotation, biological process: protein folding.
CUUAAUAGUGAGUAAAUUACAAAGAAACAAAUCUAAUUGUUAAGAAAUAGCGAUCUUCAACAAUCGUCGAAGUGAAUUCGAUCUGAGCGGUCCGUAGGCCAUUUUGACGCUGCUUUCUGCCACCAUUUCCUUGUAUUCUACCUCUCCUCCCGACUCCCGCUAUCUCCCACUCUUGCAGCCGCACGUCCGACGGACACACGCCGCCACUGCCUAAUCAGAACCAGUCGUUGAUUAACGAAAAUGGGUCUACUUAGCAUCAUCCGGAAGAUCAAGCGCAAAGAAAAGGAGAUGCGUAUUCUUAUGGUGUAUGAACACAUAUUUGUCAAUUUUUCGAUUAUAUUCUUAAAUAUUAACUGCUAUGUGUUGAAUUUUUUUUUCUUUCACUGUUUAAGGGGUCUUGAUAAUUCCGGAAAGACAACAAUAGUACUGAAAAUCAACGGGGAAGACACCAGUGUAAUCAGUCCCACACUUGGAUUCAACAUUAAAACUAUUAAUUACCAGAAGUAUAUUUUGAAUAUAUGGGAUGUUGGAGGGCAGAAAACAAUAAGAUCAUACUGGAGGAACUAUUUUGAACAGACUGAUGGGUUAGUCUGGGUGGUUGAUAGUUCGGAUCUGAGGAGGCUGGAUGAUUGUAAACAUGAGUUAGAUAAUCUUCUCAAAGAGGAGAGAUUAUCGGGAGCAUCACUGUUGAUUUUUGCUAAUAAGCAGGAUAUACAAGGAGCUCUUUCACCAGAAGAAAUAGCUAAAGUGCUCCACUUGGAUGCCAUGGAUAAAACCAGACACUGGAGAAUUGUGGGAUGUAGUGCAUACACUGGGGAGGGACUGCUCGAAGGGUUUGAUUGGUUGGUCCAAGACAUUGCAUCUAGAAUCUAUAUGCUUGACUAGGCCAUACUGGCAUACCGGGUUUUUUACACAGUUAGCUCAAAGCAAAUAUGAUGAAGUACGAUGUAUUUUUUGGAGUAUUAGGCAGACGUCCCUAGUCGAGAACGUCAACCUCUCGUGAUUAUAUGUUAAGCUAUAAACUCUCGAAGUUGAGGGCUUUAAAUGCUUAACGCUCACCAUGUUUUAGAAGUUGUAUUUCUUCUACUGCGAUAGUCCUAUGAUUGUUCCAUUAAAGUGGCCAUCUGAAUCUUGUUGAAUAUUUCUUCUUCUGAUUGUAAUAUUCAAGAAUGAUUGUAUGAUCAAAGAGCACGUUUAUAAACACAAUCGACAAUACUAGACGACCACAUAAAUAUUUCUAACUUA